AUGUCUAAUGACAGCAUGAUGGACGCGGAGUAUGAGAGAGAAAAGGCGCAGGAACGCGAGGCGGAACGAGCGCGGCAGCAGCGGCUGAGAGACAGGGUACCAGGAAGGAAACCUACCGGGAAGACCAAAGCUGGGGAUAUCGAUGCCGUACUCAACGAGAUUAGGGGAGAAUGGGAGGUAUGCAUGGACCCGGACUUCAAACCGGUAGAACUUGCCUUGCAACUGCUGGACCAAUCGUCAUUGGGGAAGGAUAUUGACUCGUUCCGGCGUACUAAGGACUUGCUGUCGAAUGCUCUGAAAGGGUCGGUGGACAAGUACUACCAGGCAUUUGCCGGUGCACUACCCCAUCAUGCCGCACUCCUGAGCCAUCUUGGGACAACUCAGGACCAAGUUCGGGAUGCACGAACUGCCCUGCAAGAAGCAAAGGACACCCUAGGCAGCAAACGUGCCGACCUCGUUCAACUCUGGUCUAGGAGUCAAACUGUUGACGAGAUGAUGCGUAUACUUGAUCAGAUUGAACGCUUAAGAGCUGUCCCAGACGCCCUGGAGAGCUUGAUAUCAGAGAAGCGACUGCUACAGGCCGCAGUGCUACUGGUACGAAGUCUGAAGCUGAUCAACAAGCAGGAUAUGUUGGACGUUGGUGCGGUGUCCGACCUACGCAGCUAUCUAGUGGCGCAAGAGGCGGCACUUCGAGAAAUUCUAGUCGACGAACUUAAUAGCCAUUUAUAUCUCAAGUCAUUUUGGUGUGAAUCACGAUGGGCAGUCUACACUCCUGGCCAACAAUCAUGUGAGUUAUGUGCUCGACUUCACACUGUUUACCCUGGUUCUGACAUGAAAGACCCAUCGCCCUCCUCACCCAUUUCCCGAUCUACGUCAAUCAGCAAGUUCUUAAUGGACCUCACCGUACGCCCGAACGACCCUCCAUACGCCCUCGACGAGCAGAACUAUCGCGACAGUACUUCUGGAGCCGCUUUGGCGGCAUCUGCAAGUUCUGGCGCGCUAGGGAUGUCAGCUGCUCAGUCAUCAAUAUCGCUCGCUGGCAUGCUUACCGGCACUGGCAUGCAAGUACCACCCCCACAAAAUCCCGAGGCCGACUCGUUUUCCUAUAUCGAGACGCUGUUGGAGGCACUCGCAGUCCUCGGAAGGCUGGGAAGCGCCCUCGAUGUCGUCGCACAGAAGCUACCACAGGAGAUCUACUCGGUUGUGGAGUCGACCUUGGACGAGGUGGAAGAGAGAGCAGAAUUCGGCCGACGAAAUUCUGUGAUAACAUCUGGCUCUGGCGCAGGGAGACUGGACAGCAGCCUUCUGCUCACUGGUCCGGGGGCAGUGUCGAGCAUGGCUAUGGGCACUGGCAUCACCGGGGUAUCCGUGGCGCCAGGAUCGGCUGUGGGUGCUCUAACUAAUAGAGCGCCACCGCUUAAAGCUACGGCCCUGCGGCUGGCUGCUCUGGAGGCGUCUACGAAGUAUACCGACCAGGAGACCUUGCGAGACUUCUUCUGGACACUCUAUUCCAAGCUAGAUGCUGUAACGCAAGGACUGCGAGUGGUAUAUGAGGUGUCGAAUCGAAUAGGUUCGAGACGAAACUUCAAAGACUCUUCAGGGGCGAAACCUGGUUCUCUUUUCCCACUCGCGGAAGUGUGGAUGCCGAUACAAGCGGAGGUGAGGACCCUUAUCGGUGACUAUGUAACCGACGAGGAACAGGGUACAGUAUCCGGAAGGAACCCUAUCUCCUCAAUCAACGAAGUUCUCCGAGAAGGGAAGUUCACUAGAGACAAGAGCAAGCCCGUCUUCAGAUUCGCAGACACCGAUGCGAAAUACAGCAUCAAGGCGCUCAAAUCGCACGAAGACGAGCUCACUCGAGUGCUCAGAGACACCGUGCCUGGUCUGGUCCAGGGUUCCGCAGACAAUGCCGUACAGGCGACGCUGUCUGCUGUCGGGACAGACGAUCGGUUGUCCGGGACCAGUCAACACCACCGUGUCCUGAUUCGCCCGGACGCAUUCCACGUCAGCAUGCUGUUCCAGCCAACGCUGGCGUGGCUGGACCGCAUAGCGGAGGUCCUACCCUCUGGCAUGGAGGCGGCACGGUCAACAAGCAUGGUGCUGGAGGACUUCGUGCUGGACGUGUACUUACCGCAGCUAGAAGACAAGGUCUCCGAGUUGUUCCAUCAAGCGGUGACGAGUCCAGAUGCUUUCGAGCCUGAUCCUGCCACGAACAAACUGUCGCCGCAGCCGCUUGUCAAGGCAAGCGUACAGGUCAUGGCUCUGAUCAACUCACUAUGUGCCAUGCUCCGGACGACGCCGUUCCAUCGAGAGAACUACUCGCGACUUAUCCUGACAGUCAUAGGCCAGUUCUAUCAGCGGUGUAGCGAUCGGUUCUACGACCUCGUCGCUGUCAGAAACAACAUGCAGCCAGACGCAGCCCCGAGGAUAGUUCUUGGUGCGCAGUGGGCGCAGAAGGCAGAUCUCGGCGCAUGCCUGUCGGAACUGCUGAGGAUCAUUGGCGAAGACUCGGAGUCCGCUAAGAAGCUCCGGCUCUGUCGACAGGAAGCGCACCUCGAGCAGGCCCUGUUGGGCGAACAGACUAUCUCCAAGCAGGACCUGAUCUCGUCCGCGCGGAACAUGUCUAGCCUGGCGAGCCUGUAUCGCAGUGUCACGUGGUUCUUCAACGAACUGGAUGCUCUGAAGUCAGCUCCAGAAAGUGCGCUCUCACCAACAACACCGCUGCGCCUCGAACCCGUCAGCGCAGUGACCCCGUAUACCCCAUACCUCCCCGCCAUUGCUCCCGUACAAGCGAAUGAACCGCUCAGCCUACCGCUCUCCUCCGCUAUGGCCAUGCGAUUCCAGGCACUGCACAUGACAUACGCUCAACUAGCGGAGCUCAUUCUGUACGCGCUGCGCAUCGACAUCCGGUGCCGCGCUACGCACUACAUCGACCUUGCGCUGAGACAUGGAAUUUACAAAGUCGACCGCGAGGUUGGCGAGCCCGACCCGAACGUGAUCGACCUCAAUGUCGAGCUCAGCAAAUGCGACGACUGGGCGUCGUCAACGCUUCCUGAGCGAGAACGGAGAUAUGUGUUCGAAGGCCUGCCGCACCUCAUGGAGCGUCUCCUGAUCUCGAACGCGCGGCUCAUCCGCUCGCUGAACGCCUUCGGUAUCAAGAAGAUGAACCGGAACAUGCUCGCGCUGCAGCAGAACAUCAAGACGAUCACCCAGAACAGCGACGACGUCGAGUUCGAACGCGCGAAGCGGUACUACUCGCUGUUCUCCAUGUCGCCGCAGGACAUGCUCGACAGCAUCCGCAAGAAGCAGGAGUUCAGUUUCGACGAGUACAAGGCGAUGUUGGACCUGCAGUGCGGCGUCGACCCGACAAACAGCGAGCAGAGUGCUGCGCAGGCCACUGACCGUAACUACAGCCUGUACGUUAUCGACCUGCACGGCCUCGAGCUACAGGACGCCGUGGACGAGGUCUCGUCAUGA
Messenger RNA from Rhodofomes roseus, 3477 nucleotides. RefSeq names its product Sec8 exocyst complex component-specific domain-containing protein. The record is from RefSeq and is a predicted model, not a curated record. The coding region runs from base 1 to 3477 and encodes 1158 amino acids. The transcript is spliced from 15 exons. Gene Ontology annotation, cellular component: exocyst. Gene Ontology annotation, biological process: Golgi to plasma membrane transport; exocytosis. NCBI's taxonomy places the organism in Eukaryota, Fungi, Basidiomycota, Agaricomycetes, Polyporales, Fomitopsidaceae.